This is a messenger RNA of Metopolophium dirhodum (rose-grain aphid), 1155 nucleotides long. It is a transcript of the gene Cypl, whose product is annotated as peptidyl-prolyl cis-trans isomerase-like 1. The transcript has 6 exons. Gene Ontology annotation, biological process: protein peptidyl-prolyl isomerization. Gene Ontology annotation, cellular component: catalytic step 2 spliceosome. The coding region runs from base 443 to 970 and encodes 175 amino acids. The record is from RefSeq and is a predicted model, not a curated record. Gene Ontology annotation, molecular function: peptidyl-prolyl cis-trans isomerase activity. Lineage: Eukaryota; Metazoa; Arthropoda; Insecta; Hemiptera; Aphididae.
AUCACUCACGGGUAUCUAGACGACUAUGUAGACCACGACUGAAUAACUUAAAACUUUUAUUAUUCCGCGUCUAGACAGUCUGACAGUAGUUAUAACUUGUAGACACGAUCUUAUAUCUUAGUCUGUGAUCUUAACUUAAUAUCACGAUAGUGCUAAAUACUAAACAGUAGACACAGAAUUGGAAAUAGUCAUCAAUUGUUAUAAAUAUCAAAUGCUUAUUAUAAUAAUAAGAAAUCAUAGGAGCGCAGAAUACAGAUUGAUUGAAAAUUGUUUUUUGUAGAUUAAUAUUUUAUUGUUAUUUUUUAUAUCCUACAAUAGCCAAUGGACAUACAAAAUAAAUUAUAGAAAUUGGAAAAAAAAGUCACUGAAUAACAGAUUACUGAGCAAGGAAGAUUAUCAUUGAACAAAUCGGUUACUGAUAAGGUUUAAUAAAAUAAUAAAAAUGAAAGAUUCAGUUAUGAUCCACGGAGCUGGGGGUAUUCCGGACAAAUCAUGGAAACCACAAUUUGGAAUUAUUGAGACUACAAUGGGUCAAAUAACAAUUGAACUAUACUGGGAUCAUGCUCCAGAGACUUGCCGUAAUUUUGCAGAACUUUGUAGACGUGGUUAUUAUAAUAAUACAAAAUGUCAUAGAAUUAUUCGCAAUUUUAUGAUUCAAGGUGGUGAUCCAACUAGCACUGGCAGAGGGGGUACAUCAAUUUAUGGUACUCAUUUCGACGAUGAAAUUCAUGAUGAUCUUAGACAUACAGGAGCAGGUAUUGUGUCUAUGGCUAACUCAGGACCUAAUACAAAUGGUUCACAAUUUUUCAUUACAUUAGCACCAACUCAGUGGCUUGAUAAAAAACAUACAAUAUUUGGUCGUGUUCAUUCCGGGAUGAAUGUUGUCAAAAGAAUGGGCAUGGUAGAAACGGAUAAAAAUGAUCGACCUGUUGAUGAUGUAAAAAUAUUAAGAGGUGGAAUAAAAAUGUAAUAACAUAAGCAAAACAUGUAAAUCUUGAUUAAAAAUAUUGCAAUGUAUUCAACAAUUACAAAUUACAAUUAAAUAACAUAUUUUAUUGUUUCUAUAAAGAUAUUAAGUUAUGGUAAAAUAUAUUUGUAUUUUUACAAUAAUUCAAGCAAACUGGUGUCAAAGUAUUAAACCAACAUAUGUUUUAA